Molecule: messenger RNA, 1624 nt
Organism: Nerophis lumbriciformis (worm pipefish)
Lineage: Eukaryota; Metazoa; Chordata; Actinopteri; Syngnathiformes; Syngnathidae
Gene: crybb1l3
Product: crystallin, beta B1, like 3
Biological process (GO): visual perception; lens development in camera-type eye
Molecular function (GO): structural constituent of eye lens
Source: RefSeq, a predicted model, not a curated record
UUCUCCCCACGUCGCCACGGUUACGCCAAUCUGACCAUGUCUCACUCGGGCGCUCAAGGCAGCAUCGGCAGCCACUCCGCCAUGGGGCUGCGCGGUCACAAGAUAUGCCUUUACGAGUUUGAGAACUUCCAGGGCCGGAGGACGGAGAUGUUCGGGGAGUGCCGCAACCUGUGUGAGAAGGGUCUGGAGAAAAUCGGCUCUAUCCGCGUAGAAAACGGACCUUGGGUGGGCUUUGAGCAGCAGAACAUGAGCGGUGAGAUGUUCAUCCUGGAGAAAGGAGAAUACCCUCGCUGGGACGCCUGGUCUAACAGCUACCGCUGUGACCGCAUCAUGUCGGUCAGGCCCGUCAAAAUGGACCCCCAGGACCACAAAAUCUGCCUGUACGAGUGCACCAACUUUGAGGGUCGCAAGAUGGAGGUGUGCGACGAGGACAUUCCAAGCCUUUGGUCUUACGGCUUUCAGGACCGUGUGGCGAGCAUUCAGGUCACUGGUGGAACGUGGGUGGCCUACCAGUACCCUGGUUACCGUGGUUACCAGUACAUCAUGGAAGCGGGCUCCUACAAGCACUGGAACGAGUGGGGGGCGCACCACCCCCAGGUGCAGUCCAUCCGCAGGGUGAAAGACAUGCAGACGCACCGCCGGGGCUGCUUCGAGAUGAGCGCCUAGACGCAGACGACCGCAUCUGAAUAUCGCCGCGCAUUUUGUCAGCACCAAAACAACCCGCAGAGGCGCUGCGCUGCUAUCGGUCCAGAAAGCAGCAGGCGGCGAACGCUCUCUGUCUCCACACCUCACCCCGAUCACCUUUUCUUCAUAGCUAGCCGUUUGUGUCGGAAAUAUGUUUCGGUGCUAUUUCAAGCUUUUUAUCGCAUUUAUAGUCACUCAGUUUAUGUUACAGUCGCAACGAUGCCCCUCAGCCUACAACACAGCAGUGGAAAUACAUUUUACGGUAAAAAAACCAAACAACAUCUUGCAGUUACUAUUUGCAGAAAUACGGUGCAAAAAAAAAAAAAAAAUACCAGGGAUUUUACAGUAAAGAAAUUGGCAGCUCAGUCGCCUGAAUUUUACUGUGGAAAAAUAACAAUGGUUCCAUUUUUCUAUUUACAGUCAAGCACUUUAAAAACAACUGUAGAUUUUAUGUAAAAAAAAUUAAAAUAAACCUAAUUUACCGCUAAAAUAACAGUGGUACCGUUUUUUCAUUUACAGUGUGUAAAAACAAUGAUUGUAGAUUUUACGGUAAAAAAAAAAACGGAAGUUAAUUCGUCAAAAUAUACCCUACUUUAUGCAGCAAUACAAUGUAAAAAAAAAUUAAAACAGGGAUUUUACCGGAAAAAAACUGGCAGCUCAGUCGCCUAAAAUUUAUUGUGGUACCGUUUUUUUCAUUUACAGUAAAUCACUGUAAAAACAAUGACUGUAGAUUGCACGAUAAAAAAACAAAACAAAACUGGCAGCUCAGUCGCCUGAAAUUUACUGUGAAAAUAACAGUGGUACCGUUUUUUUCAUUUACAGUAAAUCACUGUAAAAACAACGACUGUAGAUUUUACGGUGCAAAAAACAAAAACUGUCAGCUCAGUUGCCAGUAUUUACAGUGAAAAUAAAAGUGGUACCGUUUUACGAUUUGUCGGAA